Messenger RNA from Bicyclus anynana (squinting bush brown), 678 nucleotides. Its product is annotated as serine protease inhibitor swm-1-like. The record is from RefSeq and is a predicted model, not a curated record. Bases 1 to 678 code for a protein of 225 amino acids. Lineage: Eukaryota; Metazoa; Arthropoda; Insecta; Lepidoptera; Nymphalidae. The transcript is spliced from 4 exons.
AUGUUGAAGUUUGCCUUUAUUUUUAUAGUUUCGGUGUCCAUAUGCGGUGGUGUUUUUGUUGCUAAGGGCAACUGCCCAACCAACGAAGAGUUUCUUCUAUGCGGUUCUGCGUGCCAACAGAACUGCAGCAAUCUGAACCCAGGGAAUUGCACCGACUGUAUCGAGGGAUGCUUCUGCUUGCCUGGUUUCUUGAGGAAUGAGAACGGAACUUGUGUUAAUGCUGGCUUAUGUGCUGCAUUCAAUUCAACUUGUGGUGCAAACGAGGAGUUCCUGGCAUGCGGCAAAGCUUGCCCCGCCACGUGCGCCGUGCCCGAGCCAGAAGUAUGUGGACUGGCCUGCAGCGUGGGCUGCUUCUGCACAGAAGGCUUCUACCGAGAUGAGGUCACUGGGCGGUGUGUCACUUUGGACAACUGUUCUGCUUCUGAUGACAUGUGCUUCAAUAGCAAUGAAGUAUACGAUAUAUGCAACGCAAACUGCGAGCCCACGUGCGCAGAGCCCGAGCCGAUUUGCGCAAAGCUGUGCAAGGGGGGCUGUAUUUGCGCACCGGGCCUUUUGCGCAGUCCGGGCGGCGAGUGCGUCAGCGUCGAUAAGUGUCCCCCAUCAAAUGGCACUGCACCUGACGUGUUGAACAAAUAUCUUACUACUAUCAAUAAGAUACUGCAUUUGACUGCGGUGUAA